AUGGCGCAACGGCAACCACCCUGGCGAGCCCCAGCUCCGGCCGAGGGCGUCGAGCUCCCUGACCUCGUUGUAUACAACUCUCUUACGCGGACGAAGAAUGCAUUCGCGCCCGUCAAUGGCAGAAGAGUCACCUGGUACGCCUGCGGUCCAACGGUCUACGACGAUGCGCACCUCGGUCACGCAAGAAACUAUGUGAGCACCGAUAUAAUACGGCGGACCCUGAAGUACUACUUCAACUUCGACCUCACCUUUGUCAUGAACGUUACGGAUGUCGAUGACAAGAUCAUAUUGCGUGGCCGACAGCAGCAUCUGCUCGCAGAUUUCACCUCGAGACACCCCAACUUGGACGAGACGGUCAUAUCAACCGCGAAACAAGCAUUCGAGGCAUACAUCAAGAAGAACCUCACCCUCUUGCCGCCCGGUGUACAGCUUACACGAUACGAUUCGGAGGCAAAGAAAGCAUACAAGGCGGUAUUAGAAGGCCGAUCGCUAGCAGACGAUGGCACCCCUCCUGGCGACGCAGAAGCAAAGAUCAAAAUGCACCUCAAGACCUCCGCAACGGCCGCCGAAGCUCUCGUCCAAGCCAGCUCCGACCCCUCUUCACUCUCCAUAACAGACUUCUACACAGAGACAACAGAUGUCUUCCUUCCCUACCUCGACUCCCUGCAUGGCUCCGAAAUCGACGCCAGCGACUACAGCAUCUUUACCAAGCUGACGCAGAGAUACGAAGACCGGUUCACGGAAGACAUGCAAGCGCUAAAUGUCCUGCCGCCGGACGUCGUAACGCGUGCCACCGAAUACAUCGACAAGAUUAUAUCCAUGAACGAGACGAUCGUCAAUAAGGGCUCCGCCUACCCCACAUCAGAUGGGUCCAUAUACUUCGACAUAACCGCUCAUGAGAAGAGAGGGCUACCAUACGCACGGCUAGAGCCAGAGAACCGAGGUGACAAGGCGCUCCAAGCAGACGGCGAGGGAGCGUUAACCCAGAAGACGUCGGAAAAGCGCUCCGAUGCCGACUUUGCGCUGUGGAAGGCUUCGAAACCUGGUGAACCGAGCUGGCCCAGCCCAUGGGGUCAGGGCCGGCCCGGGUGGCAUAUUGAAUGCUCGGCCAUGGCGUCGGAUAUACUGGGCAAGACCAUGGACAUACACUCAGGUGGUGUGGACCUCAAGUUCCCGCAUCACGAUAAUGAGCUGGCACAGAGCGAGGCAUACUGGGCGGACACUGGUUGCGGAGGACAUUCGCACGAGAACGCUCAGUGGGUCAACUACUUCCUGCACAUGGGUCAUCUCUCCAUCGCCGGCUCCAAGAUGUCAAAAUCGCUCAAAAACUUCACAACCAUCCGAGAAGCGCUAAGUCGUGGCACCUGGACACCCCGAGGGCUACGCAUAGCGUUUCUACUCGGCAACUGGGAAAAGGGCAUCGAGAUCACUGAUGACAAGAUCAAAGAGGGCCUGGCCUGGGAGUCUCACGUUAACAAUUUCUUCCUCAAAGCGCGAGAUCUCCUCUCAAACCCGACCCACCCCAGCUCCGUUGCUUCCGACGCUCCCGCCACGAAUGGCUCCUCCGAUGCAGACACCGCCCUCCGCACCUCCCUAGAAAAAGCCAAACAGGAAGUCAAUGCCGCCCUCUGCAACUCCUUCGAUACCCCAACAGCAAUGCGCGCCCUCUCAUCCCUGAUCUCCGACUACAACUCCUCCAACAAGUCCCUACUCUCGGGCUCAACCGUCCUUGACGCAGCAAAAUGGAUCACACACAUAAUCACCAUCUGGGGUCUCAACGCGCCCGGCAUCGAUCCCAGCGCCUCACCAACCCCCACAGCCAUCGGCUGGGCCGGCGUCGACAUACCCGAAGAAGCGAAACCCUUCGUCAUCCCGCUCAGCAGGCUGCGUGACAGCGUCCGCAAGCGCGCCAUCGCGGCCGGCUCUUCUGCCACUAUACCAUCCGCCGAGCUCUCCGAAACGCUAGCGCAACAACCGCACGCAGACACGGUGCAAGACGCGGCCGCUGUUCCCUACGCCGAAGCCCUGUCCCAGUUCCAGGAGGACGUCUCAGCUCUAGCGGCCAAAGAAGCCCCCGCGCGCGACUACCUCUCCCUGUGCGACGCACUCCGCGACGUCCGCCUCUGGGAUCUGGGGAUCUACCUCGAAGACCGGGAGGCCCAGCCCGCGAUGAUCCGGCCCGUAGACCGUGAGCUCGUCGCCGCGCGUGCCGAGAAAGAGGCACAAGCGUCCGCGAAAGCUGCAGCGAAGGAGAAGCGAGAAAGGGAGGAGUCGGAGAAGGCAGCCAAGAGGGCGGAGCAGGCGAAGCUGAGCCAUCUGGAUAUGUUUCGCACGCAGGAGUAUUCGGCCUGGGAUGAGGAGGGGUUGCCGGUCAAAGACGCUGAGGGCAAGGAGGUUGCCAAAAGCAAGAGUAAGAAGCUGAGGAAGGAGUGGGAGAGGCAGAGGAAAUUGCAUGAGGAGUAUUUGGCGGGGCUGGGGAAGGGUGCGUAG
Messenger RNA from Coniosporium apollinis CBS 100218, 2490 nucleotides. RefSeq lists its product as uncharacterized. The transcript has a single exon. Gene Ontology annotation, biological process: cysteinyl-tRNA aminoacylation. The coding region runs from base 1 to 2490 and encodes 829 amino acids. The record is from RefSeq and is a predicted model, not a curated record. NCBI's taxonomy places the organism in Eukaryota, Fungi, Ascomycota, Dothideomycetes. Gene Ontology annotation, cellular component: cytoplasm. Gene Ontology annotation, molecular function: cysteine-tRNA ligase activity; ATP binding.